UUGUGAGACUGGUGUGCAGCAGAAAAGCGUAGUGGUGCAGUGGAGUUCACCACAGUUCUCUGUAAGAGAGCAGAGCUAUACACCUUCUGAUAGGCUCCAUUCCUCUUUGGACCUGUGUCUCAGCCCUACAACUUGAGAACUAUGGAUUUGACCUCUGGAGUAGAGAAGAUGUGGUCAGCGGCUGUAGUAGGGAAGGGUGCAACGUGUCUGUCAUGUAAAGGGAUCUGCUCUGGAUUCCUCCCCCAUUCCUGGAGAAAAGCCUGUACCCAGUGUGGCUGCGGUGUGGAAGACCACGGUCACCGCUCAGACCUGGAGGACGAUCACAAGAUGGGUCGUCUCCUCGCCAACUCUAAAUACGUCCACCUGACAGCCAAGGUGAAGGGCAUCCGAGUGUACAAACGUAACCGUAUGGUCAUCACCAACCCUGUGGUGUCCAGGAAGGACCCCACCUUCAACACCAUCACCUACGACUGGGCACCGCCAGGACUCACACAGAAACUGGCCAUGCUGUAUAUGGAGUUGCUCCCAGAAGAAAAGCGUCCUGUAGCAGGGACUGAGGGAGCGAUGUACCGGCGCAGGCAGCUGAUGAGACAGCUGCCUGUCUACGAUCAGGACCCCUCCCAGUGCCACGGGCCACUACCAGAGGAUCAGCUGCAGGCCAUGUCUGUCUUUAUGAAGCGCUACAAAGAGGAGGCUCUAGGAGUAGGGGAGGUGGCGCUGCCUGGGGAGGGAGGCGCUAACCCUCCGCCCGUCGUCAAAGGAGAAAAGCAGAAGGACGGAACUGGGAAUGGGCAGGUCACCAAUGUCCAGCCAGACCCUGUUGAUACUCCUACCACCAACGGGACUGACUGCUGUAAAAGUGAAUAUCAUUGCAGUGGUUGCGGGGAGCUCGCCCCCCUGGACAGUCCUGUGGUUUAUGCAGAGUGGGCAGGCUACGACAAGCAGUGGCACCCGACCUGCUUUGUGUGUUCAGAGUGUGGAGAGGCUCUGGUGGAUCUAGUGUACUACUGGAGGGAGGGAGAGCUGCUCUGUGGAAGACACUACUGCCAGAGGACCAGACCACGCUGUUCGGGAUGUGAUGAGCUGAUCUUCUGUGAGGACUACAAGAAGGGGGCAGAUGGCCAGGCGUGGCACCAGGACCAUUACUGCUGCUGGCGGUGUGGCCAGAGUCUUGACAGCCCCUGUUCCUGUCCCCAAACACCCAGCCCCAAGCCUGUUUAGGCCCUCCACCACCCAGACGUAACCAAGACCGCUUCUGACAGUUCCUGUCCCCAAACACCAAGACCAGUUUGACAGGCCCAUGCUCUUUACACCAAGACCAGUUUGACAGGCCCAUGCUCUUUACACCAAGACCAGUUUGACAGGCCCAUGCUCUUUACACCAAACACCAAGACCAGUUUGACAGGCCCAUGCUCUUUACACCAAACACCAAGACCAGUUUGACAGGCCCAUGCUCUUUACACCAAACACCAAGACUGGUUUAGACUCCCCCUAUACCCAUCCACCAGCAAACCCAUUACACCAAGGCUGGCCAUCUUCUAGAGAUAAAAUCACAUAAUAUGAUAAUGAUGUCACUGGGCUAACCCUUCUCUCGGGGACCUACAGUACCCCUGCAGGAUUUCCAUUCAUUUCCUUUUAAACCCUUUAAUAAAGUCCUCGGUGAUUGGUUGUGAA
Molecule: messenger RNA, 1674 nt
Organism: Oncorhynchus keta (chum salmon)
Lineage: Eukaryota; Metazoa; Chordata; Actinopteri; Salmoniformes; Salmonidae
Product: LIM and cysteine-rich domains protein 1
Exons: 8
Coding region: 142-1221 (359 amino acids)
Molecular function (GO): zinc ion binding
Source: RefSeq, a predicted model, not a curated record